CACCGGCCGCCUCUUCGCCCUGCCCAUGUUUUCUAUGCCUCAGUCCGACCAUCUCCUGACGUUCAAGUUCGCAGGAACGUCACGUCCGCACUUGAACUUGCAGCUCAGAGGAGGAGGGGGGGGAGACAUCUCCGGACCCCCAUCACUCUCUCUUUGCGAAAAAAGUCAUGAAGAGGUCCGCACAGCCCGCAGCGCGCCACGCAUCACCCGCCGUAUGAUCCGCACUUCUUUUUUCCUUCUUUUUUGUUGUUGUUCGCCCUUGGAUGUCAGAGGCAUCAAUGAAGAUAUUUCAUUUGGAGUCUACCUUGUAGGGCCGGAUUUCCCAAUGUGAACUCAGCCCGAAAAAGCCACCACUAAACCAACAUGUCUCGUCGCAAGCAAGGCAAACCCCAGCACUUGAGCAAACGGGAGUUUUCGCCUGAGCCGCUGUCAGGUGUUUUACCAGAAGAAGACUCUCAGGACUCCCCCAGGCUGGGAGUGGCUCAGGCCGAGCCCCUAAAAGGGGACCAGGACCUGCUGACCUGCGGCCAGUGCCACUCCUGCUUCCCCCUGGCCGACAUCCUGCUGUUCAUUGAGCACAAGCGGAGGCAGUGCCAGGGGGGCCUCUGCGUGGACAAACCCGUGGACAGGCCGCCGUCCUCCCCGCUGGCCUCUCCCCUCUCCACGUCCUCGUCGCUCUCGCGGACCCACCAUCAGCACCCGCGGAGGGCGUGCCACCCCGUGGAAGUGGCCGUUCAGGUGUCGCCGCGAGAUGAGGAUUGUUUAUCUGCACCCUUGCAAGGAAUAAUCCCUAAGCAGGAGAAUGUCACAGAUAAAGAUGAGCCCAGCAGUUACAUCUGCACCACCUGUAAGCAGCCCUUCACCAGUGCCUGGUUCCUGCUGCAGCACGCCCAGAACACCCACGGCUUCCGCAUCUAUCUGGAGAGCAAACCUGGUAGCCCCCUCACCCCCCGAGUGGCUGCAGCUCCCGGGAUGGGGGGUGACUGUGCCUCCUCCCAGCCUCCCCUUCAUGCUGUCCACUUGGCUGAUGGCAGUCCAUACAGCCUUCUGAGGAUGCCGGGCUCUGGAUCGGGUCGGGAUUCAGCAUCCACACCCCGCGAAGGCCGCUACCCCCGAACACCACCUCUGUUCAGCCCCCCACCGCGCCAUCACCUCAGCCCCGAUGAACUGGCCCUGGCAACCCACCAUCCCAGCGCCUUUGACAGGGUGAUGAGGCUCAACUCGGUGCCACUCGAAGCCCCUCCAAUGGACUUCUCUCGACGUCUGCGCGAGCUAGCUGGGAAUGCCACUGGGGCGUCCCCGCCUCUCUCCCCCAACAGGCCCAGCCCUAUGCAACGGCUGCUGCAGCCAUUCCAGCCAGGUUCAAAGCCUCCCUUCUCAGCUACGCCUCCCCUAUCCACCUCUCAGUCACCCUCUGGCUCACGCUCCACCCCUAACCCGCUGUCCAAUGCAACCCAACCAGGCACACCUCUCAAGUCAAAGUCUUGUGAGUUUUGCGGGAAGACCUUCAAGUUCCAGAGCAACCUAAUCGUUCACCGGCGAAGCCACACCGGGGAGAAGCCAUUUAAGUGUCACUUGUGUAACCACGCCUGCACCCAGGCCAGCAAACUGAAGCGACAUAUGAAGACGCACUGUCAGAGCAAGUCUUCGGUUCUUAAUGCCAAGUCGGAAGACGGCCUCUCGACUACAAGCUCCCCAGAACCUGGCACCAGUGAUCUGAUCGGCAGUGCCACGGAUGCUCUCAAGUCAGUGGUGGCCAAGUUCAAGAGUGAGAACAACGGCCUGAUGCCGGUCAAUGGAGAUGAAGACGAGGGGGAGGAGGAGGAGGAGGAAGAAGAGGAGGAGGAGGAAGAGGAUGAAGACGAAGAGGAAGAAGGGGAGGAGGAGGAGGAGGAGGAAAUUGAGACAAAUCCUGGAGUCGAAGAAGAGGAGGAAAGGAGCGACUAUCGCUUCAGCCUACGGCUCGAAGGGGCCCGCCACCACCAGAACAGCGAGGCCCUGCACCCUCACCGCAGGAGCUCGUCCCGGGAACCCGGCGACGACGACUCCACCUUGGAGUUGGACCGGGCAGAUGAUGGGACCACAACUACCAUCAACGGCCUGGGACCUCUAUCCACCGAAGGUCUGUCCAGGAAGCUGCUGAGGGGACGGGUCAGCCCUGGCUCGCUCAGUCCACUGUCCAAGCGCAUCAAGGUGGAGAAGGACCUCGACUCCCACACUCCCACCAUCCCAAACACAGAGAACGUCUACUCCCAGUGGCUAGCUGGCUACGCUGCCUCCCGACAACUCAAGGACCCCUUCAUCAACUUCACAGGUGGGGACUCCAGACAAUCGCCCUUCGCCUCCUCAUCCGAGCACUCGUCAGAAAACGGCAGCUUGCGCUUCUCCACUCCUCCCGGCGAGCUGGACGGGGAACGGGCCGCCUCAGGACGCAGCGGCACCGGCAGCGGGGCCAGCACUCCCCAUGGGAAUGGCAGGCCGAACUCCAAGGACGGCCGCCGCAGCGACACCUGCGAGUAUUGCGGCAAGGUGUUUAAGAACUGCAGCAACUUGACAGUGCAUCGACGCAGUCACACUGGAGAGCGGCCCUACAAGUGUGAGCUGUGCAGCUAUGCGUGCGCCCAGAGCUCAAAGCUCACUCGCCACAUGAAGACCCACGGACAGAUGGGCAAGGACGUGUACAAAUGUGAAAUCUGCCACAUGCCUUUCAGUGUAUACAGCACUCUGGAGAAACACAUGAAGAAGUGGCACAGCGACCGCCCUCUGGCUAAUGACAUUAAGACUGAGUAGGCAAAGAGCAGCAUGCUGGCAGCUCUCUCUCUCUCUCAGCUCCCCUGGCUAAAAAAGCGACCCUGGCUAACUAGCCAAUAAGUGAGGGGGAAAGGACAACAGGGUUCGACACCAAUACACGGUACAGCCCUGUUAUCACCCGCGACUGGAAAAAGCUGAAUGCAUGAUCCAUCAUAUGGGCAAUACUAUUGCAUCAAACGCAAAACUUUUUGAGCCUUUCUAUUGUGCAAUAAUUUACACGUUUUGUAUUUUUUGUAACUGGUCAGCAUGCUCAGUGUGUUUUGGCUACUUAGAGAGAAAAUUGUCCUUGGCUGGUGGGUUUGGUUGUACAUGUGUUGCUGUUGAUAAUUUUUAUGUCCUUAAGGUAAAAAAAAAAAAAAGUUAGUAAUGAGAACCCAUGCUGCAUACAGUACAUACUGUUUUACAUAUCAUGUACAGUUCAGUGUUCAAACAUGGUGGACAGUGUCAUAUUAUCAAAACAUCAAGACAAGCAGGGUCACACUUAAGACUGAUCUUUGUGAAAGAUUUUCCAUGCAAGAUUGAGAUAAGAUAUAUAUAAAUAUAUACAUAUAGAAAUUGGGCUGCCUAUGAAAUGCUAGGCACUAGCGCCAUUAAAUAUUUCUUUGACAAACAGCAAUGAAAUUAACAAUAAGGUGUAAAAUGACAACUAAGAGUGCCUUGGAUACUGUACCUGCAUUAGUUAAUCCUCCUUUUUGCUAUAAGCUCGGAGUUUCAGCUAUAGAAGAUUACAGGACAAUUUUGUGCACAUAUGAAAUGAGCGGGUCCUUGCAUCAAGCACCUGUACAGCCCUGUCUUUUGUGACUUAGCAGAGCAUAAGGAACCAGCUGAAAAAAAGAAAAGAAAAAAAACAGAUUAUGUGUACCUCUGGUAAAUCAAUUAUCUGCCUGACUCAUGUAUAUUGUUAUUCUCCAGAUUAUGAUUCUGUUUACUGGCAUGUUACAUGCUAAAAAGGAGUAUGUGUGUAGAGGUCUGGGUUAGGUGUUUAUGUUUUCCGGUACAUGUGUACCAAACCGAGGGGGUAGUCUGACAAGUUGUUUUAACCAAUGUAAUGCCCUUCAUUUCCCAGAGUUUUUAUUUUCUUUGAAAAUUAAGAGUUUGUAGGGGGGGGGGGGUUUGUAAGUAGCGCAAAAUUCUUCACUUUCUUCAGUGUCAGCCUGGCGCGAUUGUAGCCAGCAGCCACUGGGAGACAAGAGAGGGGGUUUUAGUUGUCCUAAGCCAGACAGAUUUCGGGUGAGGGUGGUGGUUUGGCCUGGUUGUAGGAGGGCUGGGGAGUGGGUCGACCAGGUGUCUCUUCAAUUCAAAUGUUUAUGUCCUUAUAGCGCUUAUUGUCUUUACCGCAUUAGAUCUUAGAAACCCUUAAGUAACCUGACUUAUUUUUUAUCAACUCACUGGAAACGAUCUCAAACAGAAGUCAAAAUCAAAAGUGAAGAAUCUGAAUUUAGAAAAACAAAUGAAUCAAAUUGGCCCUUCCACACAAGUCUUUAAACGUAACAUUGUCACUGCGUCCUUUUCAGUUUACAUACUCUUCACUUAAUUGUGGUGGUUGCUUUUUUUUCUUUUUUUUAAUCUCCAUCCCUCCAUUGUUGAUAAUAUAGCACUUGUCACUCUGCCUUGGAUUCUGGAUCUGUCUCUCUAAUCGGAGUACAGUCGGUUGAGUAUAAAACGAGGACCAGAUUUCAGAUCUGGGACUACCUACAUGCACUGUUGAAUUUUCCCAGUUUACAGUCGGACACUCAAGGGAAAACUUGCUCUGCUAUGCUGACAAAUUAGUGUGGUGUCAUUGCUUUGCAUUAAACAGAAAAAAAGAGAAAAAAAAAUAAGAGUUGAACUAGAAACUGUUGCCAGCCAUGUAUCCUCCCGAGGAACCGGACAUCAGUCCGGCUCUUGGGGGCAUCAAUGCAGGAACCGCCAUAGAAAUAUCCUGCUUCAUACCAACUAUAGAAAUAUACUUCUCAGUACAGAACGGAAAAAAGUCUACAAAUCUGAUUUUGAACAAUUAGGUAAAUUGUGUUGUUGAGUUUUUAAAGCAACACUUCAGUAUCUUGAGGGGAGAAUCUUAUUUAAAGUUUUUUUUCUGUUUUUUUUAUUGUUGUUGUUUCCUUUUUUCUGUCUUGGUGACAUCUGGGACUUGAUCACUAUGUAAUGAAUUGUGAUGAACCUGUCUCUCAUAUUUUUUGCCUUUACUAUACACAAGUUUUCAGGUUGAACAAAAAUUUGCAUUGGGGAGAGAUUUAUGAUAUAUGAAUAUAUAGAGAGAACUUAAAACACAUAGGAAAAUGCACACUCAUGUAAGUUCCUAUGUUCAAACACAUUUAUGGUCUACUUUUUUCCUGUAUUUAGAAUGGUAUUUGAAAUUAAUGUUCACUUAGUGUAGGCACUUAUAGUAUUUAUGUUGGAGCCUGUAUUUUUAACUGUUUUGCCUGUACUCUUUAAAGGUUUCAAUGUACCCCUUUUUCUGUAGUGAAAAAAAUCCCAACAAGCUGCCACCGUAUAUUUUCUUAAUUUGGCAGGAUAAUAUAGUGUGAAUAAUUUGUAUGCUUGAAAAUAAGUUUGUUUUUGAAAAAUAAAAUGUUGUGAAGUUCCCCCAAGGGUGAGAGGUCAUAUAAUGGCCUUUUCAGGCAGUCCCGCUGGAGUGACCACAAUGAGGUAAAAACAGGUGGUUGUACAUAUCUUUUUAGUUUGUUUUAUAUAUUUUUCUCUCCUGCCAUUUUAUAUGCAGUAAUACAAGCUAUUGUUGGGUUUUCUCGGUAGCCAACUUUUUACUGUCCUUGAACAUGUACCACCUAAUAACAUUCCAGCCGUUUUUGAAAAAGACCUUUUGUCAUAUGCAAUCAAUCCAGCAUCAAUCUCAAAAGCAUUUUGUUUGUUUGCUACAGUUUCUUUGUCAUUUUUUCCCCCAUUGCCAAAAGAACCAUGGUGCUUCAUAAUUUAAAUAUGGUACAUCUCAUAUGCAAGGCAUAUUCUAAAUAAAUCAUAGAAAAAAAAUUGGUACAUGUUAUCAUUGCUAAUGGGUUUUUGAGGUACAUUUGAGUUUUCACCCUGAUUCAUCCUGUGUUCUGUAUUUACUCUCAAGCUAUUUGUUCUGAACUGAACUUGAAGUCGACCUACGGCAUUGGUCGACAUUAUUUAUUAUGAUGACGAUACACACACAUGCUCUGUUCAGAACGGAGUCACUGCAAAACAAGUCAGUUAAUAUUUUUCCCUCCUGAUGAAUUGUCAUGACUUAUAUUCACUGCUUGGUGACCAAAGGUCAUCGACGACAUUCAUGAGUUCUCUCUUGGCUUACAGAUUUGGUUGUUGCUAUUUUUCAGUUAUGGAGAUGCCACUCUAUUUUCAGCUGUUGUCUGCAUUAUUCUCUUCACAGCCAUUUUGUCUUGAAAAAAAUAAAAAAGUAUUACAUACACAUUUGAA
Pungitius pungitius (ninespine stickleback) is the source of this 6222-nucleotide messenger RNA. RefSeq names its product BCL11 transcription factor A b. The record is from RefSeq and is a predicted model, not a curated record. Bases 364 to 2790 code for a protein of 808 amino acids. Gene Ontology annotation, molecular function: RNA polymerase II cis-regulatory region sequence-specific DNA binding; DNA-binding transcription factor activity. Gene Ontology annotation, biological process: regulation of transcription by RNA polymerase II; negative regulation of dendrite development. Gene Ontology annotation, cellular component: nucleus. NCBI's taxonomy places the organism in Eukaryota, Metazoa, Chordata, Actinopteri, Perciformes, Gasterosteidae. The transcript is spliced from 3 exons.